UGCAAGAACAAAAGUCGAAACUAAAAGAAAGAUUGGGCAAGAUUUAAUAAUGUAACUUUGGCUUCCUCCUUUAGAAAAUUCCUCAGUGGAUUUGGCACAAUGCAGACAGUGGAUUUCCAACAUCGAAUACUUAACUCUUGUGUUAGUGGCUUUCACAGGGUACGCCACAAAAUAUGUUUGUGGAUUUAGGCAAGUGAUUUUGAAUCCACUGCAUCUCUUUUCUCUUUUUCACUGUACAUUUUCCAUGCAACUUUAGAUGUCACUAAAACACACUCCAUGAUCUGGUUGAGGAUCCUUGUAACUUGGCAUGCUACCUGCUCCCGUAUAAUUUGCCCUUAAGGCUAUAAAUAAGCAGAAUAAGUGAUUUCGAGUUAGCAAAAGUCCUGCAGGCAGGCUAAAUAAAAAUGGAGAAAACAAAUGGCAUUCAAGGAAGAGGAAUUCAAAAUGCAUCUUCUCUUGAAGAAACUAAACCAAAGAUCAAAGCUAACGAAGAAGGAAAUGAUGAAAAGAAGGAAGACAACACAUGUUUCCAAGAUAGUGCCUCACCCCAGAAGCCAACAUGGAAAAGGUUCAUGGCCUAUGUUGGACCUGGAUUUCUCGUCUCUAUGGCUUAUAUUGACCCUGGAAACUUGGAAACUGACCUGCAAGCAGGAGCUGAUCACAAAUACCAGCUUCUAUGGGUCAUACUGAUCGGGCUGUUAUUUGCUUUGAUAAUUCAAUCUUUAGCCGCAAAUCUUGGAGUCGUAACAGGAAAGCACUUAGCUGAACUGUGCAAAGUGGAGUACCCAAAUCAUGUCAACUUUUGUCUAUGGUUGCUUGCAGAAGCAGCUGUGAUUGCUUCUGACAUCCCUGAAGUGAUAGGAACAGCCUUUGCUCUCAAUAUACUGUUUCAUGUUCCAUUGUGGGCUGGGGUUCUAAUCACAGGAUUGAGCACACUAUUAUUGCUUGGACUUCAGAAAUAUGGGGUUCAGAAGCUUGAAAGACUAAUAACUAUUUUAGUGCUUGUCAUGGCUGCUUGCUACAUUGGAGAGCUGAGCUAUGUGAGCCCCCCUGCAAAUGAGGUGGUCAAGGGGCUCUUUGUGCCUAGUCUGAAGGGCAGUGGUGCCACUGGAGAUGCUAUAGCACUCUUGGGAGCUCUUAUCAUGCCGCACAAUUUGUUCUUGCAUUCAGCUUUGGUGUUAUCCAGGAAGACACCACCGUCGAUCAAAGGAGUCAAUGAUGCUUGCAGAUACUUUCUCGUGGAGAGUGGAUUUGCAUUAUCAAUAGCAUUGCUCAUCAACAUCAGCAUUGUUGCUGUCUCUGGCACUGUUUGUGCUGCUAACGACUUGUCUCAGCAGGACUCUGAUAGAUGCGAUGAUCUUACACUUCAUUCUGCAUCAUUUCUGUUGAAGGAUGUCCUUGGAAAGUCUAGUUCAACUGUUUAUGCCAUUGCAUUAUUAGCCUCUGGACAGAGCUCUGCAAUAACUGGUACAUACGCUGGGCAAUACAUCAUGCAGGGUUUUCUAAACAUGAAGAUGAAAAAAUGGUUGAGGAAUCUCAUGACUCGAUCAAUCGCAAUCACUCCAAGUCUCAUCGUCUCCAUCAUCAGUGGUUCCUCAGGAGCUGGACGACUCAUCAUAAUCUCAUCGAUGGUACUAUCAUUUGAGUUGCCAUUUGCACUCUUACCUCUUCUCAAAUUCAGCAGCAGUCAAACAAAAAUGGGACCUCAUAAAAGCUCAAUAUAUAUCAUUGUGGUGUCAUGGAUUCUUGGUUGGCUUCUAGUAGCAAUCAACAUCUACUUCUUAAGCACGAGCUUUGUCAGUUGGCUUAUUGAUAGCAGUCUACCAACAGUUGCUAAUGUUCUCAUCAGUAUCAUUGUUUUCCCUCUCAUGGCAGUGUACACUCUUACUGUCAUCUACUUAACCUUCAGGAAGGAGACUGAAGUUACAUUCGUCGACUCAUUGGAUUCUUCACAUGUUAACAUAGAGAGUGGUGGUUCAUUUCAAGUUGAUGGAAUGAGUAGAUCUGAAGUUGCACCCGUCAGAGAGGAUUGUGUAGAUAUCCCCCUCCAUGAUUAGAUAAGGUUCCCAUUUACUUGGAUGGAAGAUAUGAUAUUCCACUGUGUACUUUCCCUUAUCUCUUGACAUGACUCCCUCUUGAAAAUUGGUGUUUUGUGGAUUACCAUAUGACUCUUAGAUUUAAGGAGACUUACUUGUAGCCUAAACAUCGCUCCAAACUCAUGCAAUGUAUAUUUGUAUUUUUUACUUUUAGAUUCUUUAGAUUGUGGUGUGAUACAGUGAUAAAGGGGAGUCCACUAAGUACGGGUCAAAAGAUGGAGAUAGUACUGUUGAUAUAAGAUAUGGUCAACAGGCGGAUCGUACAACGGAAGCUUAUACUGUCUUGUUAGGGAUAUACAUGCCCUGUUAAGGUAUGGUAGGUAUAGGAUAAAUAAGAGAACAUGCUCAUGCCUCGAGGAGUGUGCAUGUCGCUUGUAAAGGGGAGUUCAUGCACCGACAGAGGUACGUAUUAUUCACUAUUUACGCCUGCACUUACUGUUGCUCCGUUCUUCCCUCUUUCCAGUGACUGAGUUGAGUGUCAGAGUGUCAAUGCCAAAGACCCCUUCCCUGGCUCGGCAAUGACGUUUCUUGUGUUGCAGAGCGGAGCGAGAUCUACAUCCAGUCAACGCAGCAGCCACAUCCCCAGUCAGUCAUCUCCGCAGUUUUCGUACAAGAUCAUAUUGGCGUCGUCUGUGGGAACGUAGCAUGCAUCCGAUAAGUAAGAUGGAGGAUGAUGGACGAUUCACCACAGUGACUUUAACAAAGGAGGAGCUGGAUAGGUUGAUACAAUCUCGAGCAACAAAAAUGGUGGAGCAACAACAGCAACAGGCGUUGGCCGAGUGCCAAGUACAUGAGCUCGCGACAUUAGCAGUAGGUCAUCAAACCAGAUAUAGAGACUGAGCAGAGCAUGUAUCCAUUCGGGGACCCCUUCCCUGAGGAUGAAAUCCUCAGAGGGUUACGGGCUCGACUCUACUACGCUGGAGGCAGCUGGGUCGAUGAAUUUCUUAGCAUUUUGUGGCCCAUCGCACCACACCAAGAGAGGUGACCAGCGUCACAUCGUUCCAUCUGGUCUAUGGAGGUGAAGCAGUGGUUCCAGUGGAAGUAGGAGUAGAGUCUGAUCGGGUAUAGCUCUACGACGAUGGGAACGUCGAGUGGAGACUCAUGGAACUCGACCUGGUGGACGAAGCCUGGGAUAAGGCCGCCAUCCGGCUCAUAGUGUAUAGGCGGCUUAUGAGGCAGAACUGCAACUGGAGGGUGAUCCCAAGGUCAUUCUAGGUUGACAACCCUGUGUGGAAAAGAGUGAAAUCGGUCGGCGACGUCACCAAGCUUGAAGCCCCAUGGGGAGGACCCUAUAGAGUCAUUCAGAAGCUCCGCUCGGAGCCUACUACCUACAGGAAGAGGACGGGAGAAGGCUUGAAUGGUCUUGGAGCGCGAACCAUCUCCAACCCUAUAACGCCGAGUGAGAGGUACGUGGUUAAAUCCAGAUAAAAUU
Messenger RNA from Zingiber officinale, 3528 nucleotides. Its product is annotated as metal transporter Nramp5-like. The coding region runs from base 405 to 2057 and encodes 550 amino acids. Gene Ontology annotation, biological process: metal ion transport. The transcript is spliced from 13 exons. The record is from RefSeq and is a predicted model, not a curated record. NCBI's taxonomy places the organism in Eukaryota, Viridiplantae, Streptophyta, Magnoliopsida, Zingiberales, Zingiberaceae. Gene Ontology annotation, cellular component: membrane. Gene Ontology annotation, molecular function: cadmium ion transmembrane transporter activity; manganese ion transmembrane transporter activity.